Messenger RNA from Ceratotherium simum simum (southern white rhinoceros), 735 nucleotides. The record is from RefSeq and is a predicted model, not a curated record. NCBI's taxonomy places the organism in Eukaryota, Metazoa, Chordata, Mammalia, Perissodactyla, Rhinocerotidae.
CCCCAGGGGGUGUGCGCAGAUCUCAUGUCCUGGACUCAGUUUCUCUGCAACCCAGGGCUGGCUGAUGUCCCCGGCAGGGACAUGCUCGCUCGCCGCGUCCUUGGGCUGACCCGCCCCCUCCUUGUUGUUCUCCUGCAGGCGCUCACCUUCCCCGGGCUCAGCGGCGGGCUCCCGGGCCUAGGUGCCCAUGACGCCUGUCCUGACUGCCGCCUGGACGCCGCCGCAGCGCCAAUGCCGGUCAUGCCCAUCCCGCGGCGGGUGCGCUCCUUCCACGGCCCGCACACCACCUGCCUGCACGCGGCCUGCGGGCCGGCGCGCGCCUCCCGCCUGGCGCGCACCAAGUACAACAACUUCGACGUGUACGUCCGGGCGCGCUGGCUGUACGGCUUCAUCCGCUUCCUGCUCUACUUUAGCUGCAGCCUCUUCACGGCGGCGCUCUGGGGCGCGCUGGCCGCCCUCUUCUGCCUGCAGUACCUGGGUGUGCGCGUCCUGCUGCGCUUCCAGCUCAAGCUGUCGGUGCUGCUGCUGCUGCUGGGCCGUCGGCGCGUGGACUUCCGCCUCCUGAAUGAGCUGCUCAUCUACGGCAUCCACGUGACCAUGCUGCUGGUCGGGGGCCUGGGCUGGUGCUUCAUGGUCUUCGUGGACAUGUGAGGGUGCCAGCGGCCUGGCCCUGGGCUGUGUUUACUGUGACCUGGGCCGGUCGAUGCGUUUGCAGCCUCUUUUCUUGACGGGGUA